Messenger RNA from Dermacentor albipictus, 2586 nucleotides. Its product is annotated as zinc finger protein 319-like. The record is from RefSeq and is a predicted model, not a curated record. NCBI's taxonomy places the organism in Eukaryota, Metazoa, Arthropoda, Arachnida, Ixodida, Ixodidae. Gene Ontology annotation, biological process: regulation of transcription by RNA polymerase II. Gene Ontology annotation, molecular function: chromatin insulator sequence binding; DNA-binding transcription factor activity, RNA polymerase II-specific; RNA polymerase II transcription regulatory region sequence-specific DNA binding. Gene Ontology annotation, cellular component: nucleus; chromosome.
AGCUAAGAAUAAUCAGUUGAACCUUAGAUCACGCUACAGCCUAGCUAAGCCUCUGCUAAUUUUUCUCUUUCGCGUCCGCUUUUACUCGCGCCUGCGCAUAAAUUGCUGGCUAUUCCUCACAUGAACGUCUCGUGAGAAAUAGCCAUUGAGUUUUCUACAAUUUUUGUAGGAAACUCCAUAGAAAACUCCAUAAACUCUAUGGGAAACUCUAUGGAAAUAGCGCCCACGCUACAGUCUUUUAAGAAUCCAAAGGAAGCCAAGCCAAAUCAUUUUUUUGGCAAUUAACGCAGCGAGGAGCACGACCACUAUGACGACCACGAACGAGGAAAUAACAUGGCGAGAACAGCAAUGAACGCAAGACAGCCGCUCGUAAUGACCGGGUGCGCGCAACGCCGGCCUUCUUUAUGUGCUCAGUCCCGCCAUGGAUAGCGCGUCACUUGGGCUAUCCGUGCGUGCGCUUCAGCGCAAGCGACAGGCUGAAUCCGCCCAUCCAGCAGAUGUAGCUAGACGGCAGGCUGCAAAAUCUCAAGCAAAGGCAAAGUUGCUUGCUGAAACACCGGAGCAGAGGGAGGCCAGAUUAGCACGUUAUAGGGUAUAUUACCAAGCGCGGAAGCGUGGCAAGACCGAAGCUACUGCAACCGCCGCCGUCGGUCAGCAACACGAACAACAAAGAGACGAACCCAUUGAUACAAGCAACGGCACCCACAACACAUUUCGGCUGGCGGCAGGCUCGACUGCGACGGCCAGGUCUCACCGCGACUUCACGGACAACCCGUUGGGCAGCGUGGGUAACAUGGGUGAAAGGACGCGGCCCGCCAAUGACUUGACUGCGGUGUGUGCUGGUUCCACGGCAGGUGACAGUAUCGGACUGAAACGCGAGGUCGCUGACACACCUCCAGACACAGUGGCUGCUCCAGGAGUGCUGCAGAGGAGCUGUCUUUGUGGACAAGUGGUCAGCACGGAUGUGGGAAGCCAGGCUCCAGGUUGGAAAGUGCGCAGGGAGGUGUCCAUCCAGUGCGGCUUACAAUGGAUGCCCCCUCUACCCCUUGCAAUGGAAAUCUUUCCAUCAGCGACAGCUGGUGACAACACUGACAAAGGAACAAGUUGGAACGAGGCUAGAAAAGUGAACCAAGAGCUGUGCGUGCAUGAAAAGGGAAGUGAGAAGCUGUUUCUGUGUCAUCUCUGCCCGUACACAUCACCUAGGCUUGGCAAGUUACAGUCGCACCUGGUAUCGCACAGCACAGAGAAACCGUUCAAGUGCGAAGUCUGUCCAGCGGCGUAUAAGAGCUUGAAGUGCUAUAAAGCCCACAUGUGCAAACACACAGGGGAAAAGCUAUUUCAAUGCCACCUUUGCCCAUAUUGGACAGUUUACUGGAAGUGCCUGUUGGAGCACAGAGGAACUCACUCAAACGCCAAGCCCUUUGCCUGCACCGUAUGCCCAUUCCGAGCUAAAAGCAAGGCAAACCUGCGUAGACAUAAGCUCAUGCACGGAGGUGAUGCACCUUUCAAGUGCAGCGUCUGCUCACUUGGUUUUCGCCGAAAGCAUAACUUAAAAAACCACAUGCAGCAGCACAUGGAGUCGUAGCUGUGCUAGUGUAUAGCUGUACUAGCGAUUGUGGGUGUUCAUCAAAGCAGCCCACCGUCAAUUGCCCAAGCAAGAAUAUGAGCUCGGCAGAAGAUAGGGCCGACGCCCAUGGCCUGUUAAAAAGUAGGCGGCCCGGUCUCGACCAUCUGGGUCGCACCGAGCUCGCUUUUUGCACGUGGACAGCCCACGCCGGCGUGAUGACCGCCGGUUAAAUCAUCGUGACCGCGUUCGGCCAACACACGGGCCGGCGACUUUCCCACUACGGCAAUGGCAUGGCUUGUCCGCGGCCAGCGUUCCUUUGCCGCCAUUUUUUUUUAUGCAUUCUGCAUUAUUCUUUUUUGAGUCAUGUAUACGGGGUGCUUUUUCUUAUGUCGAUUUUGUGAGGCCUUUUGUCACAGAUACCAGCGUGUUCCGCUUCUUAAACAUGUAUGUGGUGGACAAUACAUUCUGAAUAAGUCGCAAGUGCAGAAGCAUCUAACUGAAAAAGAUCGCGCUAACUAUAUAUUUAAACAAUCGCUUUAAGACAAAUGCUGUAAUGGCGGAAUUAGAGGCAGUGAACGUGCAGGAACUAUUCACUCGGAACCAAUUGUGUAACUAGCACCAGUUUCAAGAUAUACGAAGUCACAGUCAGCAAAAUGAGUCGGUGUCUUGAUUAUUUUCCACAAGCAUUACAUAUAUUGGCAGUGCAACAAGAAAAUAGCUAUGACACCAAUGCAUUUUCUUCACGUAUACUUUGACGUAUAUGUUGAAACUGGUUGGCUCCAACUGAAUAGGCCCUGUACGUUAGCGGACUCACUUCCACCAUUGCAACAUGUGCAUUAAAGUUAUUAAGAAGAUAGUUGGCACGAUUUUGUCAGUUAGCAGCUGAUUCACUAUACUACUCAUUCCGAAAGUCCACCUGUUAAAUGUAACCCAGAUGUUCCAAAAGGACUUCUUCUUGGGCAAGUUGGUGCUUAGGUUUCCUAGGUAUACCUUGUGGCGCAAAAUACAUUUUUUGAAAA